Molecule: messenger RNA, 863 nt
Organism: Raphanus sativus (radish)
Lineage: Eukaryota; Viridiplantae; Streptophyta; Magnoliopsida; Brassicales; Brassicaceae
Product: protein SRC2-like
Exons: 1
Coding region: 80-685 (201 amino acids)
Biological process (GO): defense response
Source: RefSeq, a predicted model, not a curated record
UCUAUGUUAUAGUUAAGCGUAUUUUUAUUUUAUUUUCUGAUAACGAUUAUAAGCGUAUCUUUAGGUUAGCGGGGCAGCCAUGAAAGAUCUCACCUUAGAGCUUAAUAUCAACUCAGCAAGUGACCUUGAGAAUGUCAACUACAUCACGAAGAUGAACGUUUACGCCGUCAUAACCCUUUUGGGCGACAAAAAGAUUCAUCAGAAAGUGAAAACCGGUGUAGAUCGCUACGGUGGAUCUAACCCUAACUGGAAUCACGCCGUCAAAUUUCCUGUCAAUGAGAGAUUAGCCCGAGAAGGUCGUCUAACCCUCGUCGUGGGAUUGUUCUCCAGUCGACUCCUAGGCGAUAAAGAUAUUGGUAAGGUCGAGGUCCCAUUAGUAUACCUCUUGCCGUCAACUAACGGUAACGGUAAUGACCAUGGGAUGAAGUUUGCGACGUAUCAGGUGAGAACUCCGUCAGAGAAAAUGAAAGGUUCUUUGACUUUCUCGUACCGUAUACCGUUUAUUUCCGGUCAGCCUUACCAACAGGUACCAGCUUCGUGGGCUUCUCCGACUCAUGGUUAUGGACCGUAUGGACCGUAUGGGUACAUGCCGCAGCCGCCACCCCCACCUCAGUAUACGAAGGAUGAAGAAAUAAGGUUACAGAAAGCUGAUCUUGUUAUUUCAGCACUGUCAUUAUUUCGUUAGUGAUAAAACAAAACAAAUGUUAUUCCCCAAUAAAUCGUCAAUUUCCAAUUUAUAUUUGUUCGUUGAAUUAUCAAACUAAAGUAACGAGGAAAAUACUUUAGUGAUUUACCCGGCCACUUGUUUUUUUUAUAAAAAAAAAAAACACUAGUAUAGAUGAUUACGAUGAUUAUUAAUAAGA